Messenger RNA from Dentiscutata erythropus, 681 nucleotides. The record is from the annotation of a GenBank genome assembly. NCBI's taxonomy places the organism in Eukaryota, Fungi, Glomeromycota, Glomeromycetes, Diversisporales, Gigasporaceae.
GAUGUCUUGGCCUUAAUUGUCAAAUAUAAGAACAAGAAAUUGGAAAAUGCUAUAGUUGUCUUAGUCAUUGAUGGCCUGCAAAAUACUAUAAGCGAUAUAAAUGAUAGACACAAUAAAAACUCUUCGUUUUACAAAACUUUGACUAAUAUUGAAGAUCUUUCGUUAAAGAAACCUUCCUGCUUAUCUUUACUAAAACCUAUAACUGUUACUCAUGAUAGCAUUAUAAAAGAUAUUUUUGAUAUAAAUAAUUCUAUUAUAAGGCUUCUUGUCAGCAACUGUGCCAAGCAAAUAGUACAGGCUGUGUUAACUCACAAGCUCUUAAAUCCAUAUAAACCUAUCGAAGCUAAAUCAACUCUGACACCUGAUAAAGUUACUUAUACUGGAAUGUUUCAUUUUGAAAAAGUUGGCAAUUCCAAUUAUGGAUUUUUCACUAUGCCAUAUAUAUGGCUUUGGAUAAUGAACUGGGAUGCUUAUUUUGGUCCAUUUGCUGGUAGGGCUUUUAUAUUUGCAGUUAAAAGUUCCCCGAAUAUCAAUGCAGCUGGUCAUGUACAACUCGAAUUAGUGAGCCAAGUUAGUAAGAUUCAAGCAGAACAAAUAAUUACAAAAAGACCAUUUCACAACAUUCAAGAUGCGAUGAAUAAAACAGGAUUUGAUUUUCUAGAUUCUACAAAUGCUCUGUAA